This is a messenger RNA of Cuscuta europaea, 944 nucleotides long. Lineage: Eukaryota; Viridiplantae; Streptophyta; Magnoliopsida; Solanales; Convolvulaceae. The record is from the annotation of a GenBank genome assembly.
UGCCCUCUUUCGCUGCUAAUUGUAUACUCAGACUCUCAGAGCCAAACCCUUCCCAUUUUCUUCUUCGCCGUCGCCAUUGCCUAGAGUCUCAAGGAUGUCUACAGAAGCCACCGCCACAUCGUCCUCACCUUCUCCCCGCCCUUCAUCCGCCAUCGAUUUUCUCACGCUUUGCCACCGCCUCAAGACCACAAAGAGGACGGGUUGGGUAUAUAGAGGUGUGAAAGAUCCAGAAUCCAUAUCUGAUCACAUGUACCGUAUGGGAGUGAUGGCUCUUAUAUCCGCAGACCUUCCUGGUGUGGAUCGUGACAAGUGCAUAAAAAUGGCUAUAGUGCACGAUAUUGCUGAAGCAAUUGUUGGAGAUAUAACCCCUUGUGACGGGGUUUCAAAAACCGAAAAGAGUCGCCGGGAGAGAGAAGCCAUAGAGGACAUGUGCAAACUACUAGGAGGAGGCCCUCGAGCCAAGGAGAUAAGGGAUUUGUGGUUGGAAUAUGAAGAGUGUUCUUCAUUAGAAGCUAAAGUUGUUAAAGAUUUUGACAAGGUUGAGAUGAUACUCCAGGCUUUGGAAUACGAAAUAGAGCAGGGAAAGGAUUUAGACGAGUUUUUCCAGUCUACAGCAGGGAAGUUUCAAACUGAAGUGGGUAAAGCUUGGGCGGAAGAGAUUCUAUCAAGACGCACAAAGAUAAACUUGUGAAAAUUUCAUUUCAUUUCUAGAUUCAGGAAAAGUGUAACUAGGAUUUUGGAAUCUUUCAAUUAUAUAACUCAUUUUUAAUUGCCCUUUGAUGUCAUUAAAUUAAACUUAUUUACAAAUUCUUCUUUAGACAAAAGUUUGUGAAACAUGUUUUUAUAUGGAUGGAGUAUUAUAGGCCACUGAUCUCAUGUAGCAUUUGGAAAUUGAAGAAAGGUGCGAGGGAAAUUAGGAAAUAUACAAAUUGAAUGAGGCAUUU